UCAAUUACGUACAUUGCGUGGAUUUGGAUUUUCCUGCAGUAUAGUAAUGGAGAUCCUGCAGGAUACGCUUUCAUAGUAGCUCAGCUUCAAUGUUCAUGUGUUGAACUUGAUUGUUCGAAUUCACAUCUUUGUUUCUUCAAGAUGGCAACUGGACAACUGUUCUCCCGCACCACACAAGCAUUGUUUUACAACUACAAGCAACUUCCCUACCAGCGGAUGCUUGAUUUUGACUUCCUUUGUGGUAGGGAGACUCCAUCAGUUGCUGGAAUCAUCAAUCCUGGUUCUGAGGGAUUUCAGAAGCCCUUUUUUGGUCAAGAUGAAAUUGCCAUCCCAGUGCAUUCUACGCAUCUCUGUGUAGGCUUAUUUUGCAGCAUUGAGGCAGCUUGUGCUGCACAUCCUACUGCUGAUGUCAUCAUCAAUUUUGCAUCCUUUAGAAGUGCUGCUGCUUCAUCCAUGUCCGCAUUGAAGCAGCCAACAAUUAGAGUGGUUGCUAUUAUUGCUGAAGGCGUACCUGAGUCCGACACUAAGCAUUUGAUUGCAUAUGCCCCGUCAAACAAUAAGGCGAGAAGAGAAAUGGAAAUUCAUACUUACACAAACAAAUGGCUAAAAAAGGAAUGUAGCCCGGCAAAUUAAUUUCACUGCUGAUGCUAUGGUAGGUUGUUAUAGGCCCAGCCACUGUUGGGGGUAUUCAAGCUGGCGCUUUUAAGAUAGGUGACACAGCUGGAACAAUUGACAAUAUAAUUCAAUGCAAGCUGUACAGGCCUGGAUCUGUUGGCUUUGUUUCUAAAUCUGUAUGUAUCUAUUACUUUCCUUUCUUUGCGUUUCUUGACAAACCUCUUUUUUGAUCUUGUACAAACCCUGAAAUUUCCCAUAAUCAUGUUGUGGGCGUAUUUUGUAUGUGUUUGCAAGUAUGCACUUUUUACUUUUAGAUAUCAUGCCUGGUUUAUCCAUCCUUGCUCUCUACUCACA
Messenger RNA from Prosopis cineraria, 969 nucleotides. Its product is annotated as ATP-citrate synthase beta chain protein 2-like. The record is from RefSeq and is a predicted model, not a curated record. Gene Ontology annotation, biological process: acetyl-CoA biosynthetic process; tricarboxylic acid cycle; fatty acid biosynthetic process. Gene Ontology annotation, molecular function: ATP citrate synthase activity. The transcript has 5 exons. Lineage: Eukaryota; Viridiplantae; Streptophyta; Magnoliopsida; Fabales; Fabaceae. Gene Ontology annotation, cellular component: cytosol. Bases 142 to 633 code for a protein of 163 amino acids.